Molecule: messenger RNA, 942 nt
Organism: Striga asiatica
Lineage: Eukaryota; Viridiplantae; Streptophyta; Magnoliopsida; Lamiales; Orobanchaceae
Source: the annotation of a GenBank genome assembly
AUGGCCUCCGGCACCACCUCCCGACCGCCGCAGAAGCUCUACGACCUCGACGUCACCGUCGUCUCCGCCAAGCACCUCAAGAACGUCAACUGGAGGAACGGCGAUCUGAAGCCGUACGUCGCUUUGUGGGUCGACCCCGACCGGCGGCAGUUCACGAAGCCCGACGAUUCGGGCUCCACCCGGCCCGUAUGGAACGAGCGGUUCGUCCUGCCGCUCAGCCUCCCACCCAGGGACUCCUCCCUCACCCUUGAAAUCCUCCACGCCAGGCCCUCCGACACCCCCAAAGCCCUGGUCGGCGCCCUCCGCGUCGAUCUCCGAGAUCUCCCUGCCGGAUCGGACGAUUCGCCCGUCCGACUCACCUCGUUCGAGCUCCGCCGCCCCUCCGGCCGCCCCCAGGGCAAGAUCCGCCUCAAACUCGACCUGAUCGAGCGGCCCGCGGAGAAUUACCAAACUACCCCUCCUCCUCCUCCCGGCUAUUACUACUCGUCCGCUCCUCCUCCACCGAUGCCGUACAGAGGGUACUCCCCUUCGCCGUAUUCCUCUGUCCCCCAGCCUGCUCCGCCGCCGUCUUCCUUUUCUCCACCGCCUCCCCCACAACCCUACUAUUCAUACUCCGAUCCGCCCUCGGGAUACUAUUCAUCUUAUUACUCCCACCCCCCACCGCCACCUCAUCGGCCGUAUUUCGAACGGCAGCCGAGCUUAGGGCUUGGGCCGAGUGCUCCGAUGGAUUACACGCCUUACGACUAUCAUAAGCCGAGUUCGAGUAAGCCUGGGAUGGGAGUGGGAACGGGCUUGGCAGUGGGAGCUGUGGCUGGAGCCUUGGGAGGACUGGCUUUGGAGGAAGGGGUCAAGUAUGAGGAAGAGAAGAUUGCCGAAAGAGUUGAGAAUGAUUUGGCUUCGACUGCCGCAAGGGAUGAACGUUAUGGUGAGUACCGAAUGUAA